GCUCUACCGCCACACUACCGCCACUUACCGACAGUCGGUACACACCAAGCAGCAAGCUCGCGUAGCAAAGGCAAGUUGAGCACGAAAGUCGCAAGUGUCGCUCGAAGAGGCCCAACUUACGACACUACAUAGCUAUUUGUGAUGGAUGUUGCCGGGCGAGAAAGUGGCAAAUCGUCCUCAUCUGGCUCCGAGUCGGUGUCGCCUACACCUGACUCGGUCACUCACGCCGCGACGCGCUGGCUGGAGGCCAUGAACGAGUUGAACGCGUCGGACGAUGAAGUCCAUGCUGCGGUGACUGCGCCUCGAGUGAAGAAGGAGCUGCAUCUUGUCACCAGUAGAAUGGAUUCUGAUAGAGGUGCUGGGCGCAAGCACGGAUUCCAAGAGAAUUACGACAAUGCGAAUGCAGCGCCGAAGAAGCGGGUCAAGCGCAAACACCGCAAGUCCACGAUCGAUAUCCGCAAGGUGAGCGAGAAUAUGCGUAGAAACUGGUGUUUUAUGUUAAAAUCACGACAUUUCGUGUUGUGUUGAGCAGGAAGAAAUCGCAAAGCUAUUGAAGGAGUUGGCGCAUCUGCAUACUCGUAUGGAGCAGUUGAACGCUCGUGCGAUAAAACCUUGCACUGCGGACGAGACCAUGAGUGAAGCUGCGACCGCUAACAGAGUACUCCGACGUGUCAUCCAGAAACAGCAGCGCGAAGUGACCCAACUCCAUGCGCUAAUGUCGGAAUACUCAUUAUUUAGUACUGGAGUGGGCAGUCCAAUUCACCAAGAAAUUCACCUACUAAAAGAUAGUGAAUCCCGUCUCGCUACCCUUGCGACCACCAAGGCACAUGCUUUGGAAAUGGGUGCUCGCUUCCUCAAAGAACGAUGUCCGCGAAUAAACCCGUAUAAAUCUAUGAGAGAAGAUCAUGGGUAUGAAGCCCCGAACGGAGAUUUCUAUGCCACCUACUUCUCCACUUACCAGUUCGAGAGCAGCGUCAAAAAGGUGUUCGACAUUCUUCUCGGAUACUUCAGCAGUAUCGAGAUUUGCGUAUCGGAGAAGCUCGGCAACGUUACAAUUCGCGAGGAUGACGACAAUUUAGCACCGGAAAUUUCGCAGAAUCGACUAGUUUCUACGACUAUCGGUGGCUUGAGAAUGGAAUCGAACACGGUUUAUUUUUCACACUACGAAGAAGAAGGAAGCGAACCAGGCCAUGAGCACGGAUACGGACUCUUUGUCGCCGAUUUCAUUGACGAAGACGAAAGGAGCCCCUAUCAUCCGCACGAACGCAUCCGUCGAGACUUCAGCGCUGUACUGGAACUCACGUCCUACCCGAUUCAGUUACACACCAGUACGAAGAACACCUCGAGCUGCAAUGGUGAUGAAGGGAGAAUCGUCGUGGUUACACGAUGGGUACACAGCAGAGUGCAUCACCCGCAGUAUGAGAUCCCUCUCUCGGGUUGGCACGAGAUGCGAGAGAACACCGAGCGUUGGGUCCAGACGCUGCACCAGACAAUGCUGGAAAGAAACUCUACCAUGAUUUAAACAAUAGAACUGGGUGUAAAGAGAGUUAUAACUGAAGAAAAAAAAAUGUCAACCAAAGAAACCAC
Molecule: messenger RNA, 1587 nt
Organism: Phytophthora nicotianae INRA-310
Lineage: Eukaryota; Oomycota; Peronosporomycetes; Peronosporales; Peronosporaceae
Exons: 2
Coding region: 581-1522 (313 amino acids)
Source: RefSeq, a predicted model, not a curated record